AUGGAAUCGGCCCAAUGGAAUCGAUUUUCUGAUAUUGAAAAUACAAUUAUCGAAGACGCAUUUACGACAUUGAAAAAACCCUACGUGAUUCUCGAUGAUUAUCAUAUUGAUUUUGAACAUCAAGUUCAAAUUUCGAACGAUGAUAAAAGCAAACAACGACCGGUAAAACGAGCAGAAAUGAACAAAGAUGAAGGGCGCUUGAGAGAAGCACGUUUUAUGCCCAAUCCAAUAGUACCUGACAGCUCAUUUCAUGAUUUAGUUGGAUUCAGAAAGCUUUUUAUCGAUAGUUUCAUAGAAUUCUUCGAUCUUAAACAUGUAAAAGACUGGGAAAAGCGGAAACAUGAUAUACUAGAGAAAGCAAUGUUGGGUAUUUUACAUGAAGGAAAACUGGCCGGAAAACAAUGUGAAGCUAAAUGGAUUGUUCAACAGUUAGAAAAAGUCAAAGACAAAACAAAGAAAGAAAUUGGCGAAUGUUGCAUUUAUCUUUAUUCUCUUGAGUCAUUUCUCUACAAAAUUUUAAAUCAAACGAUGCGUCUCAUAGGUGACAAGAAUCAUGAAAAUGUCUGGCGAAGUAAAGUAGAAACUCUAGGUCCGUUUGCUUUUCUUCUCUACUAUUAUUUAUCUUACGAAAAUUUAAAUCAACGAACAAAUACUACUGUGUACCGAGGCGCUCAAUUGACCGAUAAAAUGAUUGCUGAGUAUCAAUAUGUCGCUCAAAGCAACGAUCCACGACGAUCGUUUCAAGCAUUUACAUCGUGUAGUCGCAGUCGUGCAAAAGCUGAACAGUUUGGCAAUGCUUUAUUUGUUCUGAAUGCUGAAAAUCGUAUUUCAUAUAGUACGCUGAACAUGGAUAUUUCUUUUCUAUCUGCUUAUCCGGAAGAAGAAGAAGUACUUAUACGCCCAGGACGAUCUUUUAAAAUUGAAAGCGUUACAUUCGAAAAAACGAAGAAAAAACAUGUUAUCUAUUUAACAUUGAUAUCAACAAACGAGACGAACUAG
Molecule: messenger RNA, 999 nt
Organism: Rotaria sp. Silwood2
Lineage: Eukaryota; Metazoa; Rotifera; Eurotatoria; Philodinida; Philodinidae
Source: the annotation of a GenBank genome assembly